AAAUCAAGAGCACACGCAGUGACGCCAUGGAAUCGGAAGACUUGUUCCUAGGUGCCGAAUCAUUAAUCAAUCAACCCCCCGCCCCUGAACCACAGCGACCAUGCUGAUCUCCUAUAAAUUACCAGCUCCCUCCAUGCUGUAGCCAUAUCGUCCCUUGAAGAACAGCUCUUGGAGCUUAAUUAGAAACCAAGUCGAGCUAGCUAGCCAUGGCUAUCCGUCGUCUAUUCCUGUUUAUUUCUAUGCUGUUGGCUAUGGCAUGCUCUUGUGCCAUCGCUUCAGACCCGAGCCUUCUCCAAGACUUCUGUGUUGCAGACAAGACGUCUCAAGUUCGCGUGAAUGGAUUUGCCUGCAAAGAUGCGAAGGACGUGGUGGCCGAGGACUUCUUCUUCUCGGGCCUUCACAAGGCCGGCAACACCAGCAACCGGCAGGGCUCCGCCGUGACGGCAGCCAACGUGGCGCAGAUCCCGGGGCUGAACACGAUGGGGAUCUCCAUGGUCCGCAUCGACUACGCUCCCAAGGGACUCAACCCGCCUCACACGCACCCGCGCGCCACCGAGAUGCUGGCCGUGCUCGAGGGAUCGCUCUACGUUGGCUUCGUCACCUCCAAUCCGAACAACACGCUCGUCUCCAAGGUUCUCAGCAAGGGCGAUGUGUUCGUGUUCCCCAAGGGCCUUGUCCACUUCCAGUACAACUAUGGCACGGACAGUGCUGCGGCUCUUGCCGCCUUGAGCAGCCAGAACCCUGGGGUGAUCACUGUUGCCAACACAGUAUUUGGUUCCGAUCCAUUGAUAUCAGAUGAUGUCCUUGCCAAGGCCUUUCAGGUCGAUCAGAAGGCAGUUAACUGGAUUCAAGCUCAGUUCUAAUUUUUUUUUCUCUGGUCGGGUGUGCAUGUUUGAUUCGAUCUCGUCUUAUUAUAUGAACUAUUUUUUUCCUCUACUUCCCCUUUGUAAUGUAUCUUUAAGCUGUUGUAAGUUCAUUUACGCUUGUCAGAUGUGUUGAGAAAUGUAUCCCUUGUUUGCAAAAUGAAUGUAAUUUACUUCAUGGUCGAU
Messenger RNA from Zea mays, 1049 nucleotides. RefSeq names its product putative germin-like protein 2-1. Bases 207 to 863 code for a protein of 218 amino acids. NCBI's taxonomy places the organism in Eukaryota, Viridiplantae, Streptophyta, Magnoliopsida, Poales, Poaceae. The record is from RefSeq and is a predicted model, not a curated record. The transcript is spliced from 2 exons. Gene Ontology annotation, molecular function: manganese ion binding.